CGAACAAACGAACGAACGAACAAACAAAGUCCAAGGGAGAGACCUCUCUUCCACACUUGCCAGCUGCUUGCUACUCUUUCUCUCCCAUGUCUUCAUCUCCCAAAAGCGUUACGUUUCGUAUCUCUUGGCUUUAACCUUUUCCUCCUCUCUUUUACGGCUGUAUAGUCAGUCGGUUUUAAGACCCACAAAAAAAUAUAUAUAUAUAUCAAUAGAGAGAGAGAGAGAGAGAGAGCGCUCGCGCUUUAUGGCUUUGAGUUUUGUAUUCUAUUUGGAGAAAGGGUUUCGAUUGGUAGCUUCUUCAUUCGUAAUCGGAGCCUGAAGAGAGGAGAGAGGAUCAGUUGCAAGGCAUGGCUUUUCGCUCGAUGUUUUGUUGCGCUAAGGGUUUGGAUCGGAAAGAACAGAGGAAGAAGCAACCGACAUGGAGGAUUUUUUCUUUGAAGGAAUUGCAUUCUGCCACAAACAAUUUUAAUUAUGACAAUAAGCUCGGAGAAGGCGGAUUUGGCAGUGUUUAUUGGGGUCAGCUAUGGGAUGGCUCUCAAAUCGCAGUGAAAAGGUUGAAGGUCUGGAGCAGCAAAGCAGAAAUGGAAUUUGCAGUUGAGGUUGAGAUUUUGGCACGAGUGCGGCAUAAGAAUCUGCUAAGCUUACGUGGCUAUUGUGCAGAAGGGCAAGAGCGUCUAAUUGUUUAUGAUUACAUGCCUAACCUGAGCUUGCUUUCUCAUCUUCAUGGGCAACAUUCAGCUGAGUGCCUUCUUGAUUGGAAUCGACGAAUGAAUAUUGCAAUUGGAUCAGCCGAGGGAAUUGCCUAUCUUCAUCAUCACGCAACCCCACACAUAAUCCACAGAGACGUUAAAGCGAGCAAUGUAUUGCUGGAUUCAGAUUUUCAAGCCCGAGUAGCUGAUUUUGGUUUUGCAAAGCUAAUACCUGAUGGUGCAUCGCACGUGACCACCCGAGUUAAGGGUACCCUUGGUUACCUUGCGCCAGAAUAUGCAAUGCUAGGGAAGGCAUCAGAGAGCUGCGAUGUCUACAGCUUUGGCAUUCUUCUGCUAGAGCUUAUGAGUGGCAAGAAACCCCUCGAAAAGCUUAGUUCAACGAUGAAGUGCGCAAUUACGGACUGGGCUCUGCCCCUGGCAUGCGAGAGGAGAUUCAGUGAGCUGGCGGACCCACGAUUGAACGGGAAGUACGUAGAGGAGGAGUUGAAAAGAGUCGCCUUUGUUGGACUGUUCUGUGCGCACAGUCGACCGGAGAAGAGACCCACCAUGCUCGAGGUGGUGGAGCUGUUGAAGGGUGAGUCGAAAGAUAAGUUUGCUGCUCUAGAGAAUGAUGAAUUGUUCAAGAGGGAUGUGGCUGCAGAUCGCAGUGAUGGGGGUGAUGGCCCAGACUUCAUAUCUGAGGAAAAAGGACCGGACUUGGAAUGAAGGUUUGUGAUUUGUGAUUCGUGAUAUUUAUGGGUGUGCAGAGUGUUGAUUAUUGAAGUUGCACUAGCUUCGCUUAGCUAGUACCAGUAGUGGGGGAUGUCAAUAGUCCAAGUUUUAAAGGUGCAAUGAAUGGCCUUUGAUGAACCAACAAGCAUUUGUUUCUGUGAGUGAUGCUUUCAACUGUGGAUUUUAUCAUGUGUAUUAUUAUUGUCUUCAUCCCUUUUGUCUUUCUUGGGUACAUACACAGUACCGAGCUGUUUGUUUCUAUUCUGUAUAUUGCUCUUCUCUUUGGUGUUCUC
Molecule: messenger RNA, 1714 nt
Organism: Diospyros lotus (date-plum)
Lineage: Eukaryota; Viridiplantae; Streptophyta; Magnoliopsida; Ericales; Ebenaceae
Product: PTI1-like tyrosine-protein kinase At3g15890
Exons: 4
Coding region: 348-1415 (355 amino acids)
Biological process (GO): protein phosphorylation
Cellular component (GO): plasma membrane
Molecular function (GO): protein kinase activity; ATP binding
Source: RefSeq, a predicted model, not a curated record